Raphanus sativus (radish) is the source of this 3382-nucleotide messenger RNA. Its product is annotated as DNA topoisomerase 1 alpha. The coding region runs from base 173 to 3118 and encodes 981 amino acids. NCBI's taxonomy places the organism in Eukaryota, Viridiplantae, Streptophyta, Magnoliopsida, Brassicales, Brassicaceae. Gene Ontology annotation, cellular component: nucleolus; chromosome. Gene Ontology annotation, biological process: chromosome segregation; DNA topological change; DNA replication. The record is from RefSeq and is a predicted model, not a curated record. The transcript is spliced from 16 exons. Gene Ontology annotation, molecular function: DNA topoisomerase type I (single strand cut, ATP-independent) activity; DNA binding.
GUAAGAAAGGAAAACCCUCAAGCGGUAGAACUCUCUAACCUGUCGAGAGUCUCCUCAUGCCUUAGUCUGUGCGGCGUCUGGAACGAUAGAAACCACCAGAGCAGAAGAUAGAAGGAGAAAAGGAGGAGAUAGGCUUCGCUCUUCAAUCUCUAGAAGAAGGCGUUGGUCAGAGAUGGAUUCAAAACCUGUGAUUGAAAAUGGGAUUGUAGAGGACAGCGAUGAUGAGAAGCCUAUCGUGUUCAAGAGGACAAGUGGUGUUGUUUCUAAUUCAAAAUCCAAUACUCAGAGAAGCAAUGCAGUGUCUUCCACCAAGGCGUCACCUUUGAAGUCUCCUGUGGCGGCUAGCUCAAAUGGAACCACUCCUUCCAAUAGAACUUCUGCGAUGACAUCGUCUAAACCUUCACCAGCAAAGACACCGUUGCAGAAUGAAGAAGAGGACAGCGAUGAUGAUAAGCCUAUCGUGUUCAAGAGGACUAGUGGUGCUGCUUCUAAUUCAAAAUCCAAUACUCAGAGAAGCAAUGCAGUGUCUUCCACCAAGGCGUCACCUUUGAAGUCUCCGGUGACUAAGCCAAAUGGAACCACUGCUUCCAAUAAAACUUCUUCUAAAGCUCUACCAGCAAAGCCACCAUUGCGGAAUGAUACUACGCCUUCUUCUGUUAAGGCAAAGGGCCAGUCCCAGAAAGAGCAGUCUGAAUGUAAAAGUGAGCGUGAUGAUUCUGAUUCUGAUUCUGAUGAUGAGAAACCUUUAAGUUCCAUACGAACUGGGAACUCCAGCCGGUCAAAUAAAGGGCCAGCCUCUUCGAAGCAGGUUGCUUCACCGCAGGCAGAGGAAAAGAAUACUGGCGGUCGACCUCUUGAUGGAGCAGAUAGAGUCAUAAAGGAUGAGUCAGAUGAUGAAAAACCAAUCUCGUCAAUGGUGCAAAAGAAGAGUGGGAUGUCAGGUAGCCAAAAAGUCUCCAGUGAUGAAAAGAAACCUUUGAUGAAAAAGCUGAAUCAGAAUGGGUCUGCAGUUAAGAAUGAAGUGCCGGAUUGUAAGGUCUCAGGUAAGAGACCUGUGGAAAAGAAUCAUCCUGUAGAUGAAUCUUCAUCGAAGAAGCCCAAGGUCUCAGCUUCAAGUACUUCGGGGAAGAUGAAACAAGAACCUGUGAAAACAGAGAGUUCUGCUGAUAAGGGAAGGGUUUUGGUUUCACCUACAGCAAAGAGAGCCAGACCAGUAUCUAUCAAGGAAGAUGACUCUGAUGAUGAUAAUGUUCCAAUAUCCAAGAGACUCAAAUCAGAAUCUUCCAACAGUAAAGUAUCCUCUGCAAAGCCUAAAGCAGUAAAAGGAAAUUCUAGUUCAUCAGCUGCAAAGCCGAAAGUAACAAAAGUAGUUUCUCCUCCGUCCAGGUCCAAGACAGUGAACAGAAACGCCAAAAAAGUAACGAAGGAUUCAAAAUAUUCCUCGUCCUCCAAAUCUUCACCUUCCUCUAGUGAUGGGCAAACGAAGUGGACGACCUUGGAGCACAACGGUGUAAUCUUUCCGCCUUUAUACAAGCCUCACGGCAUCAAGAUUUUGUACAAGGGGAAGCCAGUCGACCUAACAAUCGAACAAGAAGAGGUUGCAACAAUGUUUGCAGUGAUGAAAGAGACGGACUAUUACACUAAACCGCAGUUUAGGGAGAAUUUUUGGAAUGAUUGGCGAAAACUGCUUGGGAAGAAGCAUGUGAUACAGAAGUUAGAUGAUUGUGACUUCACUCCCAUAUAUGAGUGGCAUUUGAGAGAGAAAGAGAAGAAGAAACAAAUGACCACAGAGGAGAAAAAAGCUUUGAAAGAAGAAAAACUGAAGCUAGAGGAGAAAUAUAUGUGGGCUGUUGUUGACGGUGUCAAAGAGAAGGUUGGUAAUUUCAGAGUUGAACCGCCUGGGCUCUUCAGAGGCCGUGGAGAGCAUCCCAAGAUGGGAAAACUAAAGAAGCGUAUCCGUCCAUCUGAUAUCACCAUGAAUAUUGGGAAAGGUGUUCCCGUUCCAGAAUGUCCGAUCCCUGGUGAAAAAUGGAAAGACGUAAAGCAUGACAACACAGUCACCUGGCUAGCUUUCUGGAAUGAUCCUAUUAACCCAAAGGAAUUCAAGUAUGUAUUUUUGGCAGCUAGCAGUGCCUUGAAAGGGCUGAGCGACAAGGAGAAGUAUGAGAAAGCCAGAAAUCUUACGAACCACAUAGACAGUAUAAGAGCUACGUACACCAAGAAUUUUACAUCUAAGGAUGUUACAAAGAAGCAAAUUGCCGUUGCUACUUAUCUCAUUGAUAAACUGGCACUUAGGGCUGGAAAUGAGAAGGAUGAUGAUGAGGCCGACACUGUUGGUUGCUGUACAUUAAAGGUUGGAAAUGUGGAAUGUAUUCCUCCAAAUAAGAUAAAGUUUGACUUUCUCGGUAAGGAUUCAAUCCGGUAUGAGAACACAGUCGAGGUUGAGUCUCUUGUUUACAAGGCCAUUGGACAAUUCCAGUCUGGAAAAUCCAAAGAGGAUGAUCUUUUUGAUGAGUUGGACACAAGCAAACUGAAUGCUCAUCUUAAGGAGCUCGUACCUGGUCUCACAGCUAAAGUGUUCCGUACAUAUAAUGCUUCCUUUACAUUGGAUGACCAGUUGAAUGAAAAGAUGGGAGCUGGCGAUGUUAGUCAGAAAGUAGUAGUCUAUCAACAAGCAAACAAGAAGGUUGCCAUAAUCUGUAACCAUCAGCGUGCUGUUUCAAAGUCGCACAGUGCACAAAUCGAAAAACUGGAUGCGAAAUUAAAAGAACUCGAGAAUGGUCUUAAGGAGUUCAAAACUAAUCUAAAGCGGGCUAAAGAGGGGAAACCGCCAGUGGAAGGUUCUGAUGGAAAGAAGCCUAGAAACUUAGAUCCAAACGCAUGGGAGAAGAAGAUAGGUCAACAGGAAGUGAAGAUUGAGAAGAUGAAACGAGACAUGCAUACAAAAGAGGAGUUGAAAACCGUGGCGCUUGGGACGUCUAAGAUCAAUUACCUUGAUCCUAGGAUAACGGUGGCGUGGUGCAAACGUAAUGAAGUACCAAUCGAAAAGAUAUUCACCAAGUCUCUGCUGGAGAAGUUUUCAUGGGCAAUGGACGCAGAACCGGACUUCAGAUUCUAGUUAUUUGCUGGGAGGUAAAGAGAAGGUUUCUGAGUUGGAGCAAGCAUAUGGUUAUGAAGGCAUUAGAGAGCAAAGGAAGGAAGUGAAUAAGAUAAAGAGAGCCAAAGAGAAAACCGGCCUUUGUUUUAGUUUUUAUACCCAAAAAAACUCAAACUGUUGUUAAUUUUAAUUACGUAACUUUCGUUUCCAUUUUUCUUCACCAUGACUUGAAUGUUAUAUUACUUCUUAGAUGAUAGAAAAUUGAUAAAAAAAAUAGUUUUUGUU